Messenger RNA from Amoebophrya sp. A120, 190 nucleotides. NCBI's taxonomy places the organism in Eukaryota, Dinophyceae, Syndiniales, Amoebophryaceae. The record is from the annotation of a GenBank genome assembly.
GUCAAGGGCGAGCGUCCGUGAGUGUGUCGCGCUUCGAGUGUCAAAUGCGACGUAGGAGCGACUGUGGGACUUUGGCACGGGCGUCUUCAAGCGUUCUUUUUAAAGCGACGCGCAUAUGGCGGAGGCGGGGCCGCCUCCGUGAUAAAUGAGUGUGCCCUGUUGAGAGGAUCUUGUAUUGAAAGGCGAUGUC